AGGACUCCUAGGUCCUCCCAUCCAACGUGAGUUCCUUCGUCCCUGUCAGACGAGCCAGCAAGAGCUGACUUCAACCAUGAAGCUGCUGAGAGUCCUUGUGCUGGUUGCCCUCCCUCUUUACUGCCUUGCAGGUUCUGGAUGCUUACUCUUAGAAGAAGCGAUUAACAAAGCAAUCGAUUCUCAAGUGAGCAUAGAUGAAUACCAAAACUUCCUUCAACCUUUCACAUAUGGUCUUGAAACUAAAGAAGCCAUAGCAGAGCUGAAGCAAUGUUUUCUCCAGCAGUCGGAUGAAACUCUGAGCAAUUUUGCAUUGAUGAUGAACGAAAUAUAUAAUAGUUAUUGGUGUGCUCUGUUUUAACCUUCCACGUGACCUGGGGCUCUGAGGACUGCAGAGAAUGGUUGGACGCCGACUGCUGAUUAAUACAAACCACAACUUUCUUCUCCUUUUUGUCUUUUGAUCUAUCAACUGCAAGAUAAGUGUUGAAACCUUGAGUACAUUUUCAUUUCAAUAAAGUAUCUGCAAAUGGAA
Molecule: messenger RNA, 529 nt
Organism: Canis lupus familiaris (dog)
Lineage: Eukaryota; Metazoa; Chordata; Mammalia; Carnivora; Canidae
Product: mammaglobin-B-like
Exons: 3
Coding region: 77-358 (93 amino acids)
Biological process (GO): androgen receptor signaling pathway
Source: RefSeq, a predicted model, not a curated record